AUGAUUGCUACAAUGUAUACUCAACAACAAGUGGCUUCUAUGCCUCCACAACAAAAACCAUCUAUUCAAAAAAUACUCGAUGAUAAUUCUCAAUUAAUAUCCGUAAUACUUGAUUUACAAACUAAAGGAAGACAAAUGGAAAGUCUUGAAUAUCAACGAACUUUACAUCGAAAUUUGACAUAUUUAACUCAAUUUGAUAUGACACAAUCACAUCAUCCAAAUACUUUACCACCACCCGACGCAUUUGUUCAAGCACAACAACCCAACAUGAUGGGAAAUGCUAUGAUGCAGCCCAAUCAAUUGGGUGUACCAACAUCAACAUCGGAGCAAAUGUACCGGACGCAAACCAAUAGUCCAGCGCCAUCGAAUGUUUCUGCAUCAGCUUUAAACAAAAGUCCACAUGGUAGUAGUAGUGCCGGUGGUCUUUAUCCACCAUCGAAUGCCCAAACUAGUAAUUCAUCUGUUCCUCCAUCACUUCAACAACAACGAUCACCGGCAGGUUCAGUUCCAUCACCAUCUCCAUCUGGUCCACUAGCAUCUUCAAUUUCUCCACAAAAUUCAGUAAUGAAUAAAGCACCAACACCACAACCACCAUCAUCAACUCAUCUACCUCCAAUGUCUCAACAACAGCAAAGACCCUAUUUACCAACACAACAAAUGAUACAACAGCAACAACAAGGCAGACCUAUGAAUGGUACUGGAAUGGACCAUUCAACAGGUGGACAAGCACAAUCUUCAUAUAUGCAAGGUCAACAAUCUUAUAUGCCUCAACAACAACAACAACAUUCUUAUUCAUUACAACAAAAUGGUUAUGCACAUCAUCCAAAUGGCGGCAUGCCACAACAACAUUAUCCGAUGUAUCAUCAGCAACAGAAUCCGGGCAUGUCAGUUCCAUCCAAUCAAAUUGCUAAACCAAAUUCACCAUUAAAUAGUCAACAACAAUCAAUUAUCCCAGCUCCAUCAUCACCGAAGCCAUCAUCCUCGAGUUCACCUUCUCAAGCAACAAACACACAAAAUCUCGUUUCGAAUCAGCAGCAGCAGCAGCAGCAGCAACAACAACAACAACAAAUGCCAUAUAGUAAUUAUGCUGGACAACAACAGAUGUAUCAUCAACAACAACAAAAUUACCAUAUGCAACAACAACAAUGGCAAAAUCAACAGCCUCGAAUGAUGAUGCAACCUCAAUAUGCACCAUAUCAACAAGGACAAUAUCAGCAAGCUCCACCGCAGACUUAG
This is a messenger RNA of Rotaria socialis, 1236 nucleotides long. The record is from the annotation of a GenBank genome assembly. NCBI's taxonomy places the organism in Eukaryota, Metazoa, Rotifera, Eurotatoria, Philodinida, Philodinidae.